UGCAAAGAAGAAAACCGUUUAUGAAAUGGAGGGGUACGUACGUAGUUUUAUUUUGAAGUUGGAACCGUACGUACGUGGGUGGUUAUUAUAUUUAAUAAAGUUAUAUAUACUAAAACACAUCAAAGGUAUACAUUACAUAUAAACAUUAAAUUCACUACAUCGUCGAUAUAGAGAUGGAUCCACAACCUCAACCUCCUCAUAAUCCUUCUCCUUUGCCAACAUCUUCACUUGUUUCAAAUUCAGAGCGAUCCCAAUACCUUACCAAACCAACUUCUCAAAUUACUACUACUAAUAAUAAUGUUAAUGGAACCUCUCAUCAUCAUCCUCUAGUCCCAUGGUCCACUGGUCUCUGUGAUUGUUUUGAUGAUGUUCCCACUUGCUGCUUAACAUGUUGGUGUCCAUGCGUCACAUUCGGACGCAUUGCAGAAAUGGUUGACCAGGGAGCAACUUCUUGUGGAAUGAGUGGAGCUCUGUACACGUUGAUAAUGUGCGUAAGUGGUUGGGCGUGCUUGUACUCUUGCUUCUAUCGCUCCAAAUUAAGAGGACAGUAUUUCUUAGAGGAGAGCCCUUGCACUGACUGCUGUGUCCAUUGUUGCUGCGAACAAUGCUCUUUGUGCCAAGAGUAUCGACAACUCAAAAGUCAUGGCCUUGACAUGUCUAUUGGUUGGCAUGGGAACGUAGCAAGGCAGAAACGGCUAGCAGCAUUGCCCCCACAAAUUCAGAAAAACAUGAAGCGGUAAAUACUAUAGUAAAUAUAUAGCUCGACUACACUGCACCUUAUAUAUGUAUAAAAAUAUUAUUAAGAGGGAAUAGUAUGAACUUCAAAAGCUCUUCCUGUAUUUAAUAUUACAAUAAAGACCUAUAUACGUAUGUGUAUUAGACAUCAGAUAGCAUUAAUAAUUGACAUUAUUAAGACCUAUAAAGAUAUAUAGUUUGGCUUUAUUUACUUUUUAUUCUCAAAUUGUUUUAUUUAUUGAUGGAGUAUACUAGAUGAGCUAGUCGUAAAACAUAUGUAUAUAUCAAUUAAUUUUAAAGAAAAAGGUUGAGUAAGAACAAAUCGUACUUCAAAAAUUACUACUUCGGCCCAUUGAUCAACCCUCAAAACUGAUCACGCUAUUAAGUGGUGUAGAAUUUUUGCGUCAAAUUAUGACAUUCGCUUCAUUUGCAUUGGUUUGUUUGCGUUGGUUUUGAAAAGAUGCAAAUGACUUGUUUAUUUAUUUUAUUUAUUAAAAAAAAAAACUGAAGAUGGGCGAAGCCCAUUACAUAAACCCUAACCCUAAAAUUCACAUUAGUCGCUACUACACAACCACCCACGAUUCUCUCUCUCUUUCUCUCUCUCACGAUCCUACCUCCUCCUCUCUCCCGUCUUCUCUGUCUCACAAGUCACAACGGUGAUCCCUGCAGUGACAACAACAUCAAUCUCUCCCUCUCCGUCUCAUCUCUCUCUCAAUUUAGCCCAGCAAUAUUACCAACCAUGGGCAAGACAAAGUUAUCUUGUCGCCAGUCGUAGCUCCCAGCUCAAAAAUUGUAGAUCUCUUCUUUAUGCGAAAGGUAAUCUUUUUUCAUUUUCUUUAGUUAGUUAAUAUCUUAUAUAUUUAUUAAUUUUCUUUUUGAUUUGGGGCUUGUGAUCAAGAAUCAUAUUGAUUGCGUUUUAGAUAGCGAAAAUGGUUGCGUUCUAGAUCUGUACUUGAGAUCAGAAUUAAUGGUUUUUUUUUUUAUGAUAGGGUUUUUAAUAUGUGUUUAUAUAUUUAUUUUAAAUCUUAAAUAUGGUUUUGUUAUGGAUCGGAAUAUAGAUAUGAGAUAUAUCUUAGAUUUGAAUUAUUUUUUCUAGUUUUUUCUUCCACUUUGUGUCAGUUUUUGUGUAAAAAAUGUUAGUUUAACACUGUUUGCGUCAGUUCUAUAGGGCGCAAGUUAUCGAAUCCGAUGGUUACAAACUAGCACAAAAUGGCUUAGUUUUUCCAUCUGUAAGGCCGUACAUUUCAUAAAAUUACUAAAUUAUUUACAAGCCUUAAAAUGUAGAAAAACUAAAAUGUUCUUUUUUUUAUAAACAUAAAAUAUUUUAUAUUUAAGGUUUGAACUAAAAAAUAUAAUGAUUAAUAAAUAAAAUUAAUACAAUUUAUAAUUUAAUAACACUUAAUAAAAUAAAUAGAGCGUGCCCUAGACCACCCUCAAUUAUAUGGCCCUCAACAAUUACACACACAAGCCUCUAAGGUCUAACUCGCCACCGACUUUCUAACUUUUACAACCUUAAUCUGUACAUGGUAAGUUUGACAAGGGUGAGCUACUAAACUUAAUAAGAAAAUGCUUGUCACGUAGUCACAUAAAAUAAACAUAAAUAUAACUAAAACUUAGAUGUACAUAUUUAGAGAACUAACGAUAUAUAUAAGCUUAAUCUUGUCACUAGCAACUAAUAACUAGUUUCUAAGUCACAUUAUAAUUGUUACGUCCGAGUCCAACUUUAGAAAAUAAACCCGAGCUAUUGGACUAAAUGGUGGAGGGUUGGGUUCAAUAAAAUUAUACCCACUACUAAAUGGCCCCCUAUUUACCAUAUAGACCCAAUAAUAUUUAACCAUUAUCUUCUAAUAUAUCUAAUUUAAAACUACUAUACAUUAUUUAAAUUUGAAAUCAUAAUUAUACCAAACCAUAUCAUAACCAUAUCAUAGUCAUAUCAUAACCAUAGCAUAACUAUAUCAUUGUUUAAAUAAUGCGAAUCCUUUGUACCGGCCAUUAUCCAAACAACAUAACUAGUUUAAAUAAUGUGAAUCCGUUGUACCGACCAUUAUUCAAACUACUUAUACAUAUCUAUAGUUUAGAUAAUACGAAUCCAUUGUAUCGUUCAUUAUUCAAACCGUAUACAACAUAUAUAUCUAUUGUUUAAAUAAUGCGAACUCAUCGUACCGUCUAUUAUUCAAACAACAUAGUAUAAUAAUGAACAACUAAAAAUAGGUUAGAAGUCUUAUACCUCAUUCCCACUCCUUUUGAACAUUAUUUCAUACAAAAAACUUAAAAAUUUAUGUUUAAUUUCCUUAAUUACUUUGAAUGUGGAGAUUUGAACUUUGAUUGCAGGAGUGACACUGAGAAUUAUUGUAUGCUUUAUUCAAUACUCACGAAGUCCUUAGUCCUCAAAGAGAAAUAUAGGCUAGUCUAUGAGAAAUAUAUUAGAGCUCAAAAUCUUACAAUCAUUCUCUAUGUUUCAGCCACCACGUGCAACCCAAUAAAAUUGUGAUCGUAGUAUCACAUAAAGAAACAUUAGAGUUUGAGCUUGAACAUAAAAGAAUAGCGAUCUUAUAUAUAACCUUAAAAAAAUAAGAUUGGAGUUUAGAUUUAACAACUUACAAUCACCCUAUGAUAACCAAAUAAAAAGUGAUAUAAUGAUGGUAAUGGUGAAACAAUCACCGACGUCUCAACUAAAGAAUAUGGUUACCAGUUGAUGAUAACAAAUGGUGAUAUAAGGUGGUAUAGGAGGUGAUUGUUGUAUAUAUAUAUUAGAAAAGAACUCAAGGUUCAACCUUACGGUGUGGAGGAUGGAAAUUAGAUAGAGCUUGAAUGAUAACAAUGGUGGUGGUGAUGAAAAGAUAAUAUUGGAUGAUGAAUAUGGGGCACUGGUUAAGAGAGCUAGAUUUUAUCUCUAGUGUUGAAUAUGAGUGAGAAAUGAUGAGAGGAACCCUCCAUUUAUAACCUUAGACACUAACCAUACACCCUACUUUCUAGCCAAGGCGUGGCUCUUCAAUUAUUUAAGGUUAACUUCAAAAGAAUUCAAAUAAGUAACUAUACCUCACUACUCAAUUACAAAUACACUACUGAGAAAGACUCUCCUUUGAGUCAAACAAUCAAUAACAAACUAUAUUUCUUUGUUGAUUCUUUGAGGUUAAUUCUCUAAGGUUGUCAUGUAGCCUUCUUAUCAUCCUCUCAUCACUAAUUUUAUGUUUUGAAUUCUCUAUCUUAAUUACCAUGCCUACAUGUCCAACUAGUAUGAAAUAAAAUAUAUUUGUUUGUAAAUAAAUUUAUUGAUUUAAGUGCCACACGAUUAGGGCCUAUUCUACAAGUGACUACUACUAAUAUCCAUUAAUACAAUACCUCACUAUACUAAGUUAUAUGUGUAUAUAAUCUUGACCCAUUACUAG
This is a messenger RNA of Cannabis sativa, 4124 nucleotides long. RefSeq names its product protein PLANT CADMIUM RESISTANCE 11-like. The coding region runs from base 174 to 740 and encodes 188 amino acids. The transcript is spliced from 4 exons. NCBI's taxonomy places the organism in Eukaryota, Viridiplantae, Streptophyta, Magnoliopsida, Rosales, Cannabaceae. The record is from RefSeq and is a predicted model, not a curated record.